Magallana angulata is the source of this 3591-nucleotide messenger RNA. RefSeq names its product importin-13-like. Gene Ontology annotation, molecular function: small GTPase binding. NCBI's taxonomy places the organism in Eukaryota, Metazoa, Mollusca, Bivalvia, Ostreida, Ostreidae. The transcript has 29 exons. The record is from RefSeq and is a predicted model, not a curated record. Gene Ontology annotation, biological process: protein import into nucleus. Gene Ontology annotation, cellular component: cytoplasm; nuclear membrane. The coding region runs from base 145 to 2988 and encodes 947 amino acids.
CCCCGACCAUCGAGCCCGACUUAAUUUGAUUUUCAUUUCCCUCAAAAAUGACGUACUAAGAUAUUUCACCCAUAUGACUUCCCAACAGCUGUUUGGUUGUAUUUCAGAUAUUGCUGGAGAUAGUGUUUGCUGAAAAGUGAUGAAAUGACGUCUGAAUUGUCAGCCUCAUGUAUUGAACAGGCUGUAAACCAGUUUUAUUCGGGCGGACAGCAGCAACAGAUCGAGCAGUGGCUUACCCUCACCCAGAUCUCCCCCCAGGCCUGGGGAUUCUGCUGGGACCUUCUCUCACCUGAAAAGACUGUGGAGGUGCGAUUCUAUGGAGCCAAUACUCUUUAUGCAAAAAUUUCAAGAUACUGGUCUGAGGUGCCUCAUGAUCAAUAUGACAAUCUGCGAACCAGAUUACUGCAGAAAAUCAUGGAGCUGUGCAGCGGAGACAAAAUCAUCACCACCCGACUCUGUGUCUCACUGGCAGCCCUGAUUUUACACAUGACCCCUGAGGACUGGCCGGACCCUGUCCCUCAACUCAUCUCCACAUUUCAAUCGCUACAGACUGUCACAGAGGAGCAGCGAUGCCAGGUGUUACUGGAGAUUCUGCGUGUUCUUCCUGAAGAGUAUUUCAGUGCCAACUUGAGUCAAAGCAGAAGACUUGUUCUGAAUGGGGAACUCAACAAAAGUCUUUCACAUGUGUUGCCGCUGUUGCGUAGCCUGUUGCUGCCUGGAGCCCCGACAGACGUAAAGCGAGCGGCCCUGCAGUGCUUCUCUAGCUGGUUGGACCUGGGCUCGGUGUUUUCCGAGGCGGAGGACAUCAUCCUACUGACCUUCCAGUGUCUCCAGAACCAGGACCUGUUUGACACGGCUGUGGAGACCCUGGUCAACAUUUUCUCCCAUCCCAGCAAUGAAAGAUAUCACAACACCAUGAAGAAGUACCUGCCAUGUGUUCUAGGAUUGCAGGAUUCUUUCAUGAAAGCCAGAGAUUCUCUAGAUAUGGAUGUUUGUCAGAGGGUAGGACAAAUUAUCAUCUCUUUUGCGGAGAACAAUGUCACUCUUUUACUGCAGUGGGCCGUCGACCCAGAAGUAAGGGAGACAACCAUCAACUUCAUCAACCUAGUCCUGACUUGCACAUCCAUUCCUGGCCAUUUCCCUGUAGAUGAGAAUUUUAGCAACAUGUUUUUCACGUUUUGGUAUCUUCUUCAAGAUGGUAUACAGGACCCCCCUGUGGAGCGCUCUAAAGUCCUGCACCAGAUGUUUUGUCCAAUAUUUUUGUCCCUCAUCCAGACCCUUCUGAUCAAAGUCCAGUACCCAGAGGAAGAAGAGUACAACUCAUGGACUAAAGAUGAUAAAGAAGAAUUUCGUUGUUACAGACAAGACAUUGGUGACACAAUGAUGUACUCCUACAGCAUCUUAAGGGAACCCUUGCUGGGCUUCAUGUGCAAUACACUCAACAGCGGUGCUGAAAAUCCAAAGGAAACACAAUGGCAGUUAAUAGAGGCAGUCUUUUUCCUGUUUACUUCUGUCGCUGAAAAUGUGGACUUGGAGGAGGAAGUUCACAUUCCGAGCAUGCUCAGUGUGCUCCCAAAGCUCCCCUACAACAAUGUCAAGUACAUCUCAGCAGCUCUCAAAAUGAUAGGGUCGUACAGUGAAUGGAUAAACUGCCACCCUGGCUACCUCAACUGUGUGAUCCCCCUCAUUCUACAGGGUCUCCAGGGUCUACAGAACUCGGAAAUAGCCGAGUCGGCCACCAUGUCACUUAAAGAUGUCACCGGAGAGAACCUGGACCACAUACAACCCCACGCCCCCCAGAUUCUGGGGGCCUGUCAGCAUGCCUUCCAAAGUGGACUUCUAAAGACCCGGGACAGCAUGCGACUGAUGCACUCUGUGGGGCAGGUGCUCUCUGUGAUGAAGUAUGAGGAUAUCAUGCAGUAUCUGACCUCCCUACUCUCACCAUUACUCCAAGAACUUCAGAAUCUCAUCACUCGAGAGCCCUCCACCCCUGUGAAAGCUGCUAUCCUGUCCAGGUUGUCCAUACUCGGUUCUUUAUUUUCUUCACUGGACACAGAACGAGACAAAGAAGAUGUCAAGGUCAAACCGAGAUCAACCGAACCAAAACCAGUGGCUGUGCUCCUACAGCAGUUAGCUCCCAUCAUACAGGGCCUCCUGGCCAAUUGGAUCACAGACCCUGGAGUGAUAGAGGGAAUCUGUGCCAUGUUUAAGCAUGCUCUGAAAACCUUGUUAGACGACUUUGGUUUGUUGUCCAAGGAUGUUGCGGAGAUGUUGGUACAGAUGUAUCAAGUGAAUCCUAGUCCAGCCAUCUUAGAUUUGUCAAAACAGUUAAUCAUCAUGCACCACGAGGACUCCCAGCUGAGUCCAGUGGUAGUCACUCUCUUAGGAAGUCUGUCCACUAUAACCCUGGAACUCUUCACAAAGGGCCCCCAGAAUUACACUGAUGUGAUUGAAGCUUUCAUGAAUCUCCUAUCACAAGUUCUGAAGAAAAGCAAAGCCAUCCUGACCACAGAGCAGUGUGUAGUACAGAUGAAAAGUCUCUUCCACUCAGCUCUACAAGCAUUGUCCCUUCCUGAGCAUCAGACCGUCAAAGCUACCUGCUCCUUUCUGGGAGAGUUCUUGUCGGCUGGGGAGACUACUCCGGUGAUAAAAGCUCUGGUUCAGGAAGAAGGCAGUCUUCUGUUGGACAAAAUACUGAGAGCAGUAGGCGGAGAAUCUGCCAGAGGAUUGGUCGAGAACUUGUCAGACAUUUUCCUUAUGCUGAACAAACACUACCCAGAGAACAUGCCUUUGUGGAUGAACCAACUCCUGAAACGGGAAGGCUACCCCUCCCCGAAGGUCACAAAGGCAGACAAGGAUAUUUUCAUCAAAGCAGUUCUCAGGGAGAAGAUCAACAAAAGAAAAAUCCGGGAAGUGUCUAAGGAGUUUUCAUUGAAGUGUCGAGGGAUGUUUGGAACUGAAUAUGCAGCAAAUACAGGGUUUCCAUGAUGUUUUGGAGAGUGAACUAUAUUCUCUCAUUUUGUGUGCAACUCCAUCCAACACUGAGUUAAUGCUCUGCUUCUGUGAUAUGCCUAUAUUGAAGUCUUUAUUUGCUCCCAUUAAAAUUUUUAGAAAAAAAAAAUUUGUUUUUUAUACAUAGAUGUAAAAUAUGUGUGUGUGAACCUCACUUUGUAGAAUAUCAGGAGUUAGACUUGAUUUCUCCACAAAACAAUCUACAAAAGUCUCUGGUAUAUUAUUUUCCAGAUAAUCGACCUCGGUUGUAAAAAUUAGUCAUUGCAAACUAGUGUAUAUCCGUUUAAUCACAAAAUAAAGUUGCUGCAAAUAGAAGUUGGUUGACAGUUUUCAGAUAUUUAACCUACCAGAGUUUGACCUACAGUAAAAAUCAACUGACAUAUGUUCUUUCAAAGUGUUAUACUAACACUUCAAAGGGCACAAGCCAAGUAUUGUAUGGAAAUUUUGUUUCGUACACUGCUAUGUUUCUCAUAGUAUGCACUAGUAUGACCUUGACUGCUAACAGAUACUGUCGACACACACUGUAUUCAAAAUGUCUUUUUGUGAGAUAAUGUCCAACUAUUCCAACCAACGGACAAU